Molecule: messenger RNA, 7408 nt
Organism: Oryzias latipes (Japanese medaka)
Lineage: Eukaryota; Metazoa; Chordata; Actinopteri; Beloniformes; Adrianichthyidae
Gene: brwd3
Product: bromodomain and WD repeat domain containing 3
Biological process (GO): regulation of cell shape; regulation of transcription by RNA polymerase II; cytoskeleton organization
Cellular component (GO): nucleus
Molecular function (GO): protein binding
Source: RefSeq, a predicted model, not a curated record
UGUUCAAAUGUUCACAUAUGGAUUUGGAGUUUGACCACCUCUUUUUACACAUAUGAAAUUCACCUACACGUGUCCCCACUGCCCGAUAAACCCCUCAAUAUAAUCUUUCUAUUCUCAAAUGGGUGGCAAAAACAAACACAAAAAAAAAAUCAUAAUAAUAAAUGACGCCGCUAGAGGGCGCUUACACAUAGCUUCAGGUGCAAACAACUUGAGAAAGGGGGAGGCCAUUCACUAGCUUUUUAGCUACACACAUCUAGCUACUGUUAGCUAGCCGGCGGCUAGCAAGCGAGCUAAAAUAGCAGUUCAGCUUAAUGUCUCCUUCCUUAUGAAGUGAUGGCAAGAGAACCGUGCUCACAAACCGAAGCUGAAUUGUAUUACCUCAUUGCCAGAUUUCUCCAGUCAGGACCUUGUAAAAAAGCAGCACAGAUUCUGGUUGAGGAGCUGGAAGAGUUCGAUUUGGUCCCGCAACGAUGGAGCUGGGACGGAGAGAAAUACAGACGGACCUUUCAAGACUGGAUGACUGUAAACCAGCACAUUCCUGCAGACUAUUUGCUUCGGGUCUGCCAGCGCAUCAGCCCACUGAUAGAGAAAGAGAUCCCACCUAGUGUUCCUGGAGUCCAAACACUACUUGGGUUGGGAAAACAGUCCUUACUGCGCACGACCAAAAGUUGUUGCAAACAAGUUUGCAGUGGCUCAGCUGUUGCUGCUCUCCAUAGAGGACGUCCACCAGAACCUCCAGUCAGUGAUGGAAAUGCUCCCAGUGUUGUGCCCAUCAUAGGUGCUCGCCAGGCUACAGGCACGGCUCGCUUCGGCCAGGUCCUGCCAUCUUCAUCCUAUCAACACAUGAAGAUACACAAGCGAAUUCUUGGCCACCUUUCUUCUGUGUACUGCGUAGCCUUUGACCGCACUGGGCGACGGAUUUUUACUGGGUCAGAUGACUGCCUUGUGAAAAUCUGGGCCACAGACGAUGGCCGACUCCUGGCAACCCUCCGCGGUCACUCGGCAGAGAUCUGUGACAUGGCUGUGAACCACGAGAACAGUCUCAUUGCCUCAGCCAGCUGUGACAAAGUCAUACGAGUUUGGUGCCUCCGCACAUGUGCACCCAUAUGUGUUCUGCAGGCCCACGCUGCUUCCAUCACAUCCAUACAGUUUUGUCCUGCGGCCAAAGAGACUACACGCUACCUUGCGUCAACAGGGGCAGACGGCAUGGUGUGUUUUUGGAAGUGGCACUCCCUCAGCAUGAAAUUUAAUGAUCAGCCAGUCAAAUUUGUUGAACGAUCCCGGCCUGGAGUCCAGGUUUCCUCCUCUUCUUUCAGUAGCGGUGGCAUGUUUAUGGCUACUGGCAGCACAGAUCACAUGAUCAGGGUCUACUACCUCGGUGGAGAAACUCCUAUGAAACUGUCCGAGAUGGAUGCUCACACGGAUAAAGUUGCAGUUGUCCAGUUCAGCAAUAACAGUGAGAGCUUAAGGUUUGUAAGUGGCAGUCGGGAUGGCACAGCCAAGAUCUGGCACUACCAGCAACAGGAGUGGAAGAGCAUUGCUUUAGACAUGGCUGCAAAGCUACCUGGAAGUACUGCUACCAAUGGGGACGAUAAGGCCAAGCUGGUGGUGACCAUGGUGGCCUGGGAUCGCACAGAUACCACAGUGAUCACAGCUGUGUCGAACUUCCUCCUCAAAGUGUGGAGCUCAGCAUCUGGACAGCUGCUGCAUGUUUUAUCCGGACACGAUGAUGAAGUGUUUGUGCUGGAAGCUCACCCCUUCGAUCCCAGAAUCAUGUUAUCCGCUGGUCAUGAUGGCAACAUUUACAUCUGGGACCUAACCAGAGGAGUCAAGAUCCGCAAUUUCUUCAAUAUGAUCGAGGGCCAGGGCCAUGGUGCCAUAUACGACUGCAAGUUCUCCAUCGAUGGUCAGCAUUUUGCCUGCACUGACUCACACGGCCAUUUGCUCAUCUUUGGCUUUGGGUGCAGUAGACCAUAUGAAAAGAUUCCUGACCAGAUGUUUUUCCACACGGAUUACCGACCUCUCAUCCGCGACUCUAAUAACUAUGUUCUGGACGAGCAGACACAACAAGCCCCCCACCUUAUGCCCCCUCCCUUCUUGGUGGAUAUCGAUGGAAAUCCUCAUCCUCCUCACUUCCAGCGCCUGGUGCCAGGAAGGGAGAACUGCAAGGAUGACCAGCUAAUACCCCAGCUGGGAUACGUGGCAAACAGUGAUGGAGAGUUGGUGGAACAGGUACUUGGGCAGCAAACAGCAGAAAAUGGAGAAAGUUUAUUGGACAGCCUCAUCAGACAGUUACAGAAUGAGCAGGACGAAAGACAGAACGCAGAACAGCUGGUUGAUGCAGAAGACGUUGCUGAUGAAGCAGAGUUGGUACCCUCCUCCCCGGCUGUUGAAUCUCGCAGAAGUCGGCAGGUUGACGGGGUGUGGCAGAUGCAGCAUAACUCUCUUCAGAGUCAGGUGGCCACUGAGAGGGACCUGCUGGCCUGGAGCCACAGAGUUGUGGUUAAUGAGAUGCCACACGGGAACUUCAGGAUUUCAGAGGAAAGCAGACAAGCCAAAAGUGAACUGGAAUGUUCUCUUUACAAUGCAGAGAGGAAGAAAAAACCACUACUGAGCGCAGACAAGAAUAAUCCAUUAGCUACUCGACUGCGCUCCUUGCGACCAACCAAGAAAAAAAAGCAGGGCCACUCCUAUCAGACCCGCUCGGCUCAAGUGCGCCGACCCGCGACGAGGAGUCGAAAUCUGAACGCUCGGCGCAAUUCUGAGAGCCAUUCGGAGAAUGGAGAUACAGUAGAACAGAGAGGGCAGUCUGAAGCCUCCUCUGAUGGGGAAUCUCCGUGGCAGAGUGAAAGCAGCUCCAGUGAGUCAUCUAGUGAAUAUUCCGAUUGGACAGCCGAUGCUGGGAUCAACCUCCAGCCACCCAAGCGACCAACCAGAAGGCUUGUACAACCCUCAGGAUACAGCAGCUCUGAGGAGGAAGAGGGUGGGGAUGAGGCCAAGGAGGCAAAGAAAAAGGAAAUUGAGAAAAGGAAAAAGCCCAAAGUGACCAAAAAGAAACCACCUUCCUCUCUGGCUGGGCUCAAUCCUGAAGAAUGGCUGCCACCAUCAUGGAUCAUGGAGACUGUCCCCCAUCGCUCUCCUUUUGUUCCACAAAUGGGAGAUGAACUCAUUUACUUCAAGCAGGGCCAUCAGGCCUAUAUGCGCGCUGUUCGGAGAGCCAAGGCCUACAGCAUCAACCCCCAGAAACAACCGUGGAACAGAUUUGAUCUCAGGGACCAGGAAUCUGUGAAGGUUGUAGGAAUUAAGUAUGAAGUCGGACCUCCCACCCUCUGUUGCCUAAAACUGGCCUUCCUAGACCCCGUCUCAGGGAAAAUGACCAACGACUCCUUCUCUUUAAAGUAUCAUGAUAUGCCUGAUGUCAUCGAUUUUCUGGUCCUCCAGCAGUUCUACAACGAGGCUAAGGAGCACAACUGGCAGCCAGGAAUGAGGUUCCGCAGCAUCAUUGAUGACGCCUGGUGGUUUGGGUCUGUGGAGGAUCAGGAGCCUCUUCAGCUAGAAUAUCCAGACAGUCUGUUUCAGUGUUAUGCUGUGAAAUGGGACAAUGGUGAACGGGAGAAAAUGAGCCCCUGGGAUAUGGAGCCCAUACCAGAGGAAGCUCUCCUGCCAGAACAUGUUGGUGAUGGUGUGGAAGUAUCGGAGGACGAGCUUAAAGCUCUGCUUUACAGGCCACAGGAAGGAGAAUGGGGCGCUUUCACCCGUGACGAAGAGUGUGAAAGAGUCAUCUGUGGCAUCGAUCAGCUUCUCACGCUCGAUGUAGCGAAGGCUUUUGCAUCACCGGUGAACUUGCAGGACUACCCUUUGUACUGCACCGCCGUGGCGUACCCCACCGACCUCAGCACCAUCCGCAAACGGCUGGAGAAUCGCUUCUACAGGCGCAUCUCUGCUCUGAUGUGGGAGGUGCGCUACAUUGAACACAACGCUCGGACCUUCAAUGAACCCCAAAGCCCAAUUGUAGCAGCUUCUAAGGCGGUUACCGAUGUCCUUCUUCACUACAUAGGAGACCAGAGCUGCAUAGACAUCUUGGAGUUGUAUCACAAACUGAAGUCUGAGGUCAGCAGUGGAGAAGAAGCUGAGGUUGACUUGGAUGUAGACUCUGACACUCCAGGAACAUCUACAGGACAUCUGGGCUCCAAGUCCAGCUCCAAGAAGCGAGGUGUGGUUCUGGAUGUGAAAGCAUGGCACAGUCAGUGCCGAGAGCUGCUGCGGCGGAUGCUGGCUUCCCCGGAUUCAGGACCCUUCAGGCAGCCGGUCGAUCUUUUUGAGUAUCCUGACUAUCGGGACAUCAUUGACACACCCAUGGAUCUGGGCACUGUGUCCGAAACGCUGUUGGCAGGAAACUAUGAAAACCCAAUGGAGUUUGCCAAAGAUGUCCGCCUCAUUUUCAGCAACUCAAGAGCUUAUACACCCAACAAGAAGUCACAGAUCUUUUCUUUGACCCUCACCAUGUCGGCCUACUUCGAGAAACGUAUACUCCCCAUAAUCUCUGACUACAAGUCUGCCAUCCAAAAUGAGCGGCGCUCCCGUCAGAGAGUGAAUUACAGCGGCAGAUUACAAAACGGAACCAACUCUCAACCCAACAGGUCAACGUCCAGCUCGAAGAAACGGCAGCGGUCAGGAAAGAUGUCAGAACUGAAGAAAUCACAGACGUCAUCAAAGAGGCGGUGCCAGAGAUCCUAUCAGGAGCACCAAAGCAGCGGUAUAGCAGAGGAGGAGGACAGCCAGCCGUCUUUACCCAGUUCAGAGACGAGUGUGGAAGACAGACCUCCACAUCGAGCGAACCGCACCAAAGCAGCACCAGUCAAUAAGCGAGGGAAGCGGCAAAACUUUGCUCAGAACAAAAGCGCCAGACAGCAAUGCGGGGAAGAACCUGAAGACCACGACGAGGACGUAUCCAGCUCCACUAGCUCCUCGUCGGAAUCGACUUCAACUUCGUCAUCGUCUUCCUCCUCUUCCUCCUCAUCCUCCUCUUCCUCAGACACGGAGAGCAGCUCUGACUCUGAAGUAGAGAAGUUUGUCGAAGGAGGAGAUCAUGACUACAGCAAAGCCCCCCGUCAGCCACUGCGCCUGUCACUGAAGGGUAAGGUGGUGGCUUUGGGGAAAAGGAAAGCCAGAGCAGAGGAAGAGAUGCCACAGAUAGCUAAACGGACACGAGUACAGCUUCCAGCUGAGGAGGAGGACGAAGAUGAUGAUGAGGAGGAGGAGGAGGAUAAUGCAGAAGAAGAUGAAGAAGAAGAAGAGGAGGAGGAGGAGGAAGAGGAGCAACAAAUGGAAGUAAAACAUGUACAAGAAGUAGAACAUGAAGAGGAGUCUGAGGAGGAAGAGCCAGAGGAGGAAGAAGAAGAAGAAGAGGAGGAGGAAGAAGAAGAUGCUAACUCUGAAGUGCAGCAACAACCAGCAGCUGCAGCUGCAGCAGCUUCGGCUUCUGCAGCUAAUAAGCCGAGAGGAAGCCGCUGUCGGUCUGGGAGGGUGAACACGCGCAACCAAGGCCGCAGGACAGUGGUGUACAGGGACGAGUCCGAGGACGACGGCCACGGCUCGAAGGACGACCCUCUCAACCUGGGCAUGUCCCGCUCAGGACGGGUUCGCCGAAUGACUGAGAAGGCCCGGGUCAGCCAGCUUAUGGGCUGGAGUCACUGACACGCUACUCUCUCUCUCAAACCUCAAUUUAAAAAAACUUUAACGUGAAAAUCAGGGAUUUUUUUUCUACAAGUGUUUGUAUAUAUAUGAUUAAAUAUAUAUAAAUAGAAAUUUUUUUCUUUAUCUGAGAAUGCUUAUAACUCUAAUACUGAAAGAUGGUGCUCAUGAACUGUUGCCAUGGAUUUUUCCUCCUCGGUCAACAGAGCUUCUGCUCAGCAGGGACCCCCGCCCUCCAACUGGACUAACUCACUUUGGCCUUAUUACUUGUUUGAGGAGCAUCAGCUUUCCUCUCCCAACACUUCUUUUCCAUCAUGGGUGUUUUAAUUCUGGGGCAAAUACACUUUAUUUCCCCACAUUUCCUCUCCAAUUAUGUCAUAAACUGGUCACCAAAGAAAGAUGCCAAAAGGAAAAAAAAACAUUUUAAAAGGUGCUCAUUUUGGAUCUUUGUGAGACCGAACAGGGCUUUAACCCAUUUGGUCAUGAUGGGACAGGUGCAGUCUUGUUUGUGGUUUCUGAUGUCCACCUUUUGGGUUCUUGCUAUGGCGUCACAACAGCAUGCCGUAGGUAUUUUCUUUUUCUGACCUGGUGGUAUAAUUGUGCUUUUAGACUAGACAGGUUUGAGGAUGCUGUGAAAAAGCGAGUAGAGUAAUAUCCCCUCUCUACAUCUGUGAUUUAUGAAUGUCUAAUUCCUUUGUUUUGAUCUUAUUUUUUUUUGGAUUCCAAAUUGUGUUAUUUAAGUGAAACUGCUUUUCUUUGUGUUUUGAUUUUAUUUUUUUUUUAGGUCAUAUUUUUGUAGCAUAUUUUUUAAGCUGUUUUCCAUUCAUAGUUGCUACUCUUCCUUCCAGGCUGUCCAAAAGCAGAAGGUUUCCUUGUACAAAUCUUCCACAGAUAUAUUUAUUUUUUUUAUUUGAAUAUCCUUGGCUCACGUUAUCUAUUUCAUAUGUUAAUACUUGUGUGAAAAAGUAGAUAUUUGCACAUUGAUCUAUUCCCUGUGGCAGCUGAGAAUAAAGAUAGUACAGAUUUACGACCUUAUGAUUUCGUGACCUGUGCCAGCACACUUUGAUUUCAUAUAGCACAUUGCUAUCUUUCAUCCUGUGCAUAACUGAAUGUCUCGUCUGAUUUGUCUUCAUCAUUGUAAAAGAAGAAACUGCCACUUUCUUCUCCCCUGUUUUCCUCCAUCAGUGACUUUCUAAUCACUGGAUCUUGUUUGUUUCAUGAGCUGUGAUUCUUGACUGAUCACACAAUUAUUCCUUUUUUAAUGUCUGUGUGUGUUCAUAAUGUUUACAUACAAUUUUGCACUAUCGUGCAAACACUGCUAAGGUCAUUGGAGGCAGUGCUCAGUCAGACGAAAACCGAGAAAAAAGAUGAGUUGCUGAAAUCCAACCAUCCUCUUGCAUCGGUGCGAGAGCAAACUUCUUUUUUGUGUCGAAAUUCCCAGAAAUAAAACUCAAAUUGGCAUCAGCAUGUAGGAAAAUUCACCAAGAUUCACUGGCGUCCUGAAACUUGGUGUAUUAGCUUGGUGUAAAAUUAAGAUUCCUUUCUGGAAUUGUUUUUUUUUUUUUUUAUUGUAAACCAAGCCUAGUCUUGUUUGAGAACAUUGUAAUAAAAUAAUUACAUGUUUCUGUAGAUGGAUGAAGCUUAUGUGAGCGUGCUUUAUACAAAAUGUUUUGACCAUGUCUUAUUUUUUAAUAAAAUGUUAAAACUUCAAAAA